GGUUAUGCUUUUGCGUUCACGUCAACUGGAGGCACUGAAGCUGUUUCCCUAAGUGGAACACCUGAUCGCGCUUUGACAGAAAUGACAAUUUGUUUAUGGAUGAAAACAAAUCAAUCAUCUGACACCAACGGAACUCCACUGAGUUACACAGCUAAUGGCAGGAAAAACGAAAUUGCCAUAAACGACUAUAAAAACUUCAAUCUUAAGAUUGGUCGGAGAAACGUUUGGAAUCUUUUCUUAAGUUAAGCCCAUGCAGCAAACGUUUUUAAGGAGCUUUUAGUAAAUUUUGUAAAUUUCUUUAUUUAUUCUUGUACUUUUUUUAUUGUAAUUGCAUUCAAAAUAAUGCUAUAUAAUCAUUGUUCCUGAAAAGCCCCUUUGGGGAGGUAACAAUAAGGUAUGUAAAAGGGCCAAAAUUAGAAAAAAUCCGAAACAACUUAAGCCACCAGCCUGAGAAAAAACAGCCGACAGUGCACGACGCCACCUCAUAUAAAUGUCAUUUUUCAACAUUAUCACUUGAAAGAUUCUUUUCUUACUUCCUUACUUCAACCCUCUGAUCCGAGAAAGAAGCUUUCUCUAUUUUCUUAUCUUUAUUGCUAGGCAGGAGCAGGGUUAUGGGCUUCUGUUCUGGGUUAUCAGCAGGCUACCUCGACCUUUCCCCUACCAGUGGAAAUGCUUGGAGUCCUUUUUUUUUUUUAAUAUGGGGGCCGGCGGUUAGAAAGAAGAUCAGCUAUCAUGGCAACUUAAUUUUAUCAUUUUCUAAUCAACAAAGCUAGCUUAGAACAUUUCAGUCCGUGUUAAGGCUUUAAUUUUUUAGCUUCACUUUCAUUAUCAUAUCCUGUCUUAUCUUCAUCGGUUUCAGGCCAAUUUCAGUCUCUGCCAACGAUGGGAGAUGGCACCACAUUUGCCUCACAUGGCGAAGCUCAAAUGGCUCGUGGAAUUUUUAUAAGGACGGAACGCUGGCUGCGUCUGGCUCACCGUUAAAUGCAAGGCAUGUGAUUAAGGCAGGAGGAUGUCUUGUUCUGGGUCAAUCCCAAAAAGACGUUUGCGGUGUUUUCAAAGCCGACAAGAGAUUUUUUGGCCUUUUAGCAAACGUCAACAUUUGGGACCAAGUACUUUCUUACACUGCCAUUACUGCAAUGUCUCAUUCCUGCUAUUCUGGUAUUGGAAAUGUUGUCAAGUGGCUCGACUUCAGCGACGCUGUCAUGGGCAAUGUAGAGGUGACGCCCUCAACCUGUAAACCUGAAAGUUAA
Messenger RNA from Porites lobata, 1250 nucleotides. The record is from the annotation of a GenBank genome assembly. NCBI's taxonomy places the organism in Eukaryota, Metazoa, Cnidaria, Anthozoa, Scleractinia, Poritidae.